Messenger RNA from Sander lucioperca (pikeperch), 1518 nucleotides. RefSeq names its product thrombospondin-3a-like. The record is from RefSeq and is a predicted model, not a curated record. NCBI's taxonomy places the organism in Eukaryota, Metazoa, Chordata, Actinopteri, Perciformes, Percidae. Gene Ontology annotation, molecular function: calcium ion binding. The transcript is spliced from 11 exons. The coding region runs from base 1 to 1335 and encodes 444 amino acids. Gene Ontology annotation, biological process: cell adhesion. Gene Ontology annotation, cellular component: extracellular region.
AUGGCGCUGUUGUGUUGUAAUGAUAACUGCCGGUUGAUCCCUAACAAAGACCAGCAGAACUCGGACAGCGACUCGUUCGGAGACGCCUGUGAUAACUGUCCCAACGUCCCCAACAGCAACCAGAAGGACACGGACAGCAACGGGCAGGGGGACGCCUGCGACCAGGACAUAGACGGGGACGGUAUUCCCAACGUCCUGGAUAACUGUCCGAAGGUACCUAACCCGAUGCAGACGGACCGAGACAGAGACGGAGUGGGAGACGCCUGUGACAGCUGUCCUGAACUCAGCAACCCCAUGCAGACGGACAUCGACAACGAUCUGGUUGGAGACGUUUGUGACACCAACCAGGACACAGACGGAGACGGCCUCCAGGACAGCAGAGACAACUGUCCAGACAUCCCCAACAGCUCGCAGCUGGACUCUGACAACGACGGCCUCGGAGACGACUGUGACCACGACGAUGACAAUGACGGCGUCCUCGAUGAUUACGACAACUGCCGACUCAUCGUCAACCCCAACCAGAAAGACUCCGACGUGAACGGUGUCGGAGAUGUCUGUGAGAACGACUUCGACAACGACGCAGUGAUCGAUCUGAUGGACGCGUGUCCGGAGAGCGCUGAGGUCACUCUCACAGACUUCAGAGCCUAUCAGACGGUGAUCCUGGACCCUGAGGGAGACGCCCAGAUCGACCCAACCUGGGUGGUUCUGAACCAGGGUAUGGAAAUCGUCCAGACGAUGAACAGCGAUCCCGGUCUGGCUGUGGGCUACACGGCGUUUAACGGCGUGGACUUUGAGGGAACGUUUCACGUCAACACGGUAACAGACGACGACUACGCCGGCUUCAUCUUCGGCUACCAGGACUCAUCCAGUUUCUACGUGGUGAUGUGGAAACAGACGGAGCAGUCGUACUGGCAGUCACUGCCCUUCAGAGCACUGGCCCAGCCCGCCCUGCAGCUCAAGGCGGUGAAGUCUCGGACCGGGCCGGGAGAGUUCCUGAGGAACGCCCUCUGGCACACCGGAGACACACCCGGAGAGGUGACGCUGCUCUGGAAGGAUCCACGCAACGUCGGCUGGAAGGACAAAACCUCGUACCGCUGGCAGCUCAGCCACCGGCCGCAGGUCGGCUACAUCCGGGUGAAGCUGUUCGAGGGGAUGGACUUGGUGGCUGACUCUGGCGUCGUGGUCGACACCACGAUGCGAGGCGGCCGUCUCGGCGUCUUCUGUUUCUCCCAGGAGAACAUCAUCUGGUCCAACCUACGCUACAGGUGUAACGACACGGUGCCCGAAGACUUCCAGUCUCACCGUAAACAAGUUCUGAUGCACAUUCAGGUUUGAGAGGACCUGUGUGUGUGUGUGUGUGUGUGUGUGUGUGUGUGUGUGUGUGUGUGUGUGUGUGUGUGUGUGUGUGUGUGUGUGUGUGUGUGUGUGUGUCUGUGUGUGUGUGUGUGUGUGUGUGUGUGUGUGUGUGUGUGUGUGUGUGUGUGUGCGCGGGUGUGUGUGAGAGAGAGCGAGAGAGUG